AUGAGCGGAGUAUCGACGGCGGCGUAUUUUGCGCGGCGAGCGGCGCAGAAGGAGAGAGUUCGAAUCCUCUAUCGACGUGCUCUCAAGGAUACUCUCAAUUGGGCUGUCCAUCGCCAUAUCUUCUACCGCGACGCUUCUGAUCUGCGUGAGAAAUUCAAUGCCAACCAAGACGUGGAAGAUGUUGACAGAAUCGAUAAACUGAUUGCUCAUGGUGAAGCAGAGUACGACAAAUGGCGACACCCUGAUCCUUAUAUCGUUCCAUGGGCUCCUGGUGGCUCAAAGUUCUGUAGAAACCCCACUCCGCCUGCUGGGAUUGAGAUUGUGUACAACUACGGUCAAGAAGACAACCCAUAAACCUUACUUUCCUUAUUUUCAUACAUAUCAAUAAAAAUUCAACAGAUUGAAGCAUCCGGUGGCUUUAUGUUUCAGAAGAUUUAUUCAAGAACUUUCAAGGUUGAAACUUUGAGGAACCAAUUGUAGUUUUUAAAGAUGUUUCGUUCCAAUAAGACGCUUAAGUUUUGAAGAUGUUUCGAACUUGGUUUGUAUUUCUUCAUGAGAAAAUUAUUUCCAGCUGCUCUUUAGCUUCCAAACAUGUGAAUGAACCACAAUUAAUUAUGGGGUAAUUUCAAAUUUAU
Molecule: messenger RNA, 635 nt
Organism: Eruca vesicaria subsp. sativa (arugula)
Lineage: Eukaryota; Viridiplantae; Streptophyta; Magnoliopsida; Brassicales; Brassicaceae
Source: the annotation of a GenBank genome assembly